Messenger RNA from Panicum virgatum (switchgrass), 1908 nucleotides. RefSeq names its product B3 domain-containing protein LOC_Os12g40080-like. Gene Ontology annotation, molecular function: DNA binding. The record is from RefSeq and is a predicted model, not a curated record. Bases 207 to 1700 code for a protein of 497 amino acids. NCBI's taxonomy places the organism in Eukaryota, Viridiplantae, Streptophyta, Magnoliopsida, Poales, Poaceae. The transcript is spliced from 6 exons.
UGAAUCCAUUUCAGAAACCCAUAAACACGGUGGAUAUUUUAUGGUCACGUCCUCUGUUGGACUCUGUCUUUCUUUCUCAUUAACGGCUGCAUGCGUACUGCAUCAUUUGAGCCGCCAUCUAAGGGCUCAACCUUUUGGUCUCCUUUGAUCCUAUAACUGAUGGCCCAGUAAGCCUCUGGCUGCCAGUCUUGAUUGCGUUUCGCCUGAUGGCGUCUCAAGAUCAUGAGGUCCAUGGCAUGAGCGCCCACGAGAUGAGCGGCAACUGCUGCAAGAGAUGCAGCCACUGCGACUCGCAUUACUACUGGCAUCAUCUGGAUGAUCGGCAGAAGCAUUUCUUCAAGCUCAUGCUCGGCGAUUUCCAGCAGCAGAUGAUCGUACCGGAGAAAUUUGCUAAGAAUUUCAGAGGCCAGAUCUCUGGAGUGGUCAAGCUGGAAGCUCCUGAUGGAAACUUAUACAAAGUCAAUGUUUCACAAGAUCUGAACAAGUUAGUUUUCAGGUAUGGGUGGGGGGCAUUUUGCAGCGCUUAUGAACUGGAGCAGGGUGACAUGCUGGUGUUCAGAUACAGUGGGGACUCCCACUUCAAGGUCCUCAUCUUUGAUCAGAGUGGAUGCGAGAAAGAAUUCUUCCGCGUCGUCAUGAAUCCCACUUGCAGUGUCCGACGACGGGGAAUUCCUCAUGAACAAUCUCCAUCAGGGGAAGGGUUAGCGCGGCAUCGAACCGAUGAACUGAACCACAGCAGAAAAGCUUCAAAGAUGACUCCAGCAGACUCACCUUCACAGAGAUCAACUGAAGAAAUGGCAUAUCCAGAGGAUACUGUAAAGCCCAUGGAUUCAGGUGUAUUUCAGACAUCCUCCGAAUCGCGCGCUAUCUUAGCAAAGGGCUGCAUCCUGACUAGUGCGCAGAAGGCGAAACUCGAUGCAUUUCAGAAGAAAAUUAGGCCUGGGAAUCCACUGUAUGUCACAAACAUGAACAAGACCAAUCUGUCUAAUGGAUAUAUGGUCAUUUGCAAGGACUACUCUGAUAAGUACCUCCCACAUGAAGAUCAAGCCAUCACGCUGUGUCACCCUCCUGGUAGCAGGAAACGGGAUGCAAAUCUGAAGAUCUCUGCUGAAGGCGCGUACAUCUUCUCCAAUGGCUGGCGGAGCUUGGCUCGCGACCACGAGUUGCAGGAUGGCGAUGCCUGCGCAUUCGAAGCAUCGACGAGCGAGGGGCGAGUGACACUGUCGGUGCAUCCUCUUCAAGGAAGCUACAAUCCACCAGAAUCAGGCGCUUCAGCACCCCUGGAGCUAGACAUCCAUUCAGGUUACAUGGUGAGCAAACACACAAAUCUAACGCCGGAGCAGAAGAAGAGAGUCCUUGAGAAACUACGGGAAAUUCAGGCUAAAACCUUCGUCUUCGUGACGGCCAAAAAGCGUGGCAACGACAGCAUGUGCUUCAACAAGGACUUCGCCAUGGAGCACCUACCCCGGGUGCCGCAGACGGUGCGGCUGCGGCGGCCGGGCGUGAGCUGCAGCUGGGAGGCUCAGCUGCAGGUCAGGAACGAGGGCAAGGUGCACCUGCUCCGCCGCGGGUGGAAGCAGUUUGUCGACGACAACGCGCUGCGGCAGGGCGACCUGUGCUUGUUCCAGCCGCUCGGCGGCGGCGGCUGCGAGGACGACGGCGAGCUCGCCAUGAACGUCCACAUCCUUCGCGGACACUGAUCCAGCGGCUGCAGCAAGAAGCUGAAUCAUGAUGUACGAUUUAGUGUACUGCAACUGCAGCAAGACAUGAAACUUUUUUUUUUUUUGAAACUGCAAGACAUGAACUUGACAAACUCUCAUCUGAGAGAUCAAAAACCAUUUUACUUGUGCCUGUUUGACAAUUCAAUAAUGGUGAAGGGUGAUCAUCCCCUGACACUGACAGAGGAAA